Messenger RNA from Bombus pascuorum, 2744 nucleotides. RefSeq lists its product as uncharacterized. Bases 1776 to 2744 code for a protein of 322 amino acids. NCBI's taxonomy places the organism in Eukaryota, Metazoa, Arthropoda, Insecta, Hymenoptera, Apidae. The record is from RefSeq and is a predicted model, not a curated record. The transcript has a single exon.
UUUUGGGAAUAUAUAUCUUUGGUUUUGAAGCACGUGCUGGAGGUAUAGUAACCUUGCAAAAUCUGUAUAAUAAAAUUCUUUUAUGCCUUGUUUUUUUAACAUGUAUAAAUGAUUAUAUAUUUCAUUUACAUAAUUAUAUAGUAUCAUAUGUAAUAUAUAAAUAUAUACAUAUAUAUCUAAGGUUCUGCUGCUAACCAAAGUAUAAAAUAUAUUUAUUAUUGAUAUCCAAAUUAGCAUUGUAAUCGUUCCUAAUCUGUGCCGGACGGACAAAAACAAUAUAAAUUUUUAUUCUUCUAACAUUGAAACAAUUCAAUUAAGAUAUCGUGCUGUAACUCUAGUUAAACAUCGUGCAGCACAUGCAGGUGGACAGUAUGGAAUACAUUUCGGUGGACAAGGUCCGCACGGCACUGGUGGCGUACAUAUCGUAAUUUUACACGGUGGUGGGCAUGCUACACAAAUUGGUGGAACACAUGGGUAAGGUACACACGACGGACAAGAGGGUAACUGGUACUGGAUGCAGGAUGCAGGAGGCGGAUAGCAAGAUGGUGUGCAACAUGAUAAUGGACUUCCUCCACAAGACAUUGUUUUCCUUUUUUAUUCCUUUUUUGUUGUAUAUUAUUUUUUAUGAUGUCAUAUACAUGAAAUUUUGAUAAUACCACUUAUACGAAAUAGCUGAUAAUUGAAAUUUAUGCGAAGAUAUUAUUCAUUUAUUAUGUUUUGAAGACAUAUUCAGACGAUGUAGUCGUUUUUUUUUAAAUAAAUCAUUCCAGUGUUAUAAAACGAAAAAUAAAUUAAAUAGAGUGGAAAUAUGCUAAAAAUAUAAUGAAUAUGUAACAAAAUUCAUAUUCUUCAAUUUUUAUAAAACUUGGAUAAAAUCAAAAUUUUUGUUUUUAAUUAUUUGAACAUAAUUACCAUUAGAAAUGCCUUGUGACGGAAAAAAUCCUAAUUGUGAUAGAAGACGAGAAUUAUUAGCGCAACUAAAAUGUUUGAUUAGUUCUAUGGAAAGAAAGUAAGAAAAUGUUGAAACUAAAUUACGAACAUGAAUAAAAUUGUAAUUUGUUCAUUAUAGAAAAGCAUGUGAAUGGGAUGAGCCACCUUGCCCACCUCCUGUUAUUUGUUCUUCACCUUGUGCACCUAUUUCUGAUUGUGUAAGUACGAAUCGAUUUAAAAAUGCGUAAUGUACAGUAGGGAAGAAACCUGACUCAAUAAUUACAGCUUUUGUAUAAAUCAUUUAUUGUCAUAAAAAGUAAAGGAUAUGAAAAAUAAACAUAAUAUAUACAGUUAUCAUGAUUAAAGGAAACGUAAGAAAUUUUUUACAAUAUAAAUUUUUUUUAUUUCUAACAAAAGAAUCGAUUGAGUCAGUUUUGCUGAUAGAAACCAAUAAUACAUACAGUAUAUGUGCACAUACAUACAUAUACAAUGAAUACACAUGUACAGUACAUAUACUAAGUUUCAUUAAAAUUUGAAGAUACUUUCUUGAAUAUGGUUUUCUCUUUAUUUUAAAGUGGAGAUUAAAAUCUUUAGUUAAUAUUUUAGUAUCAGUACAGAAAGUGUAUUGUUUCAAAAUAGAAUAAUACUAAAAAUAAUUUUAACUAAAUUUGGGAAAAAAUAUCUUCUAUCAUUUUAUAUUUUUUAAUACAUCAAUUUAUAUAUGGAGCUAAAUUUUAAUUAUUAAAUUUCAGAUUCCAGUUAAACAAUGUAAAAGUUUUGAUUUUCGAGCAGGUAUUAUAUAUAGAUGUGAAUGUAUCAAAAGGAAUGGUUUACAAGAUAGAUGUAUGGUGUGGGAUUGUAUGGGUAGACCAGAAUGUAUGACAAAGUUAUAUCCCGUUUGUAUGCCAGGGCGCAACGCGUUGUUGAAAUUAACAGAAUUGGGAGAUAUGGAAGUUGCACUAAGGAAAUUUUAUUGUGCUGAUCAAGCAAGGGAAGCUGCUCUGGCUGCAUAUUGUAGAUUGGUAUGCUGCAAUGGUGCAGAAAAAUCUUGCUGUACAAAUGUAAAGGCAAUAUGUUCAAGCAAUACGAAGUGUAAGCCUGUAUGUAUCGAACUACCACCCUGUCAACCCUGUCAACCAUGCAGUAUUACUCCUUGUAUAGCACCUUGUACUUCUUACAACAUUUGUGUACCAUGUCCACCACCAUGUUCACCACCAUGUUUACCACCAUGCCCACCACCAUGCCCACCACCAUGCCCACCACCAUGCCCACCACCAUGCCCACCACCAUGCACACCACUAUGUCCACCACCAUGUCUACCAUCAUGCCCACCACCAUGUCCAUCACCAUGCCUACCACCAUGCCCACCACCAUGCCCACCACCAUGCCCACCAUGCUGCCCCCCACAGUGUCCACCAUGUCCACCAUGUCCAUCAUUGUGUUCGCCAUGUCCACCAUGUCUGCCAUGCCCACCAUGCCAGCCAUGUCCACCAUGCCCGCCAUGUCCACCUUGUCCGCCACUGUGUUCGCCAUGUCCACCUUGUCCGCCACUGUGUUCGCCUUGUCCCCCGUGUCCACCAUGCCUACCACGUUCACCAUGUCAACCAUGUCCAUUACCAUGCUUACCGCGUGUAUCACUAUGUUUACCGUCAUGCCCUCCACCAUGUCCACCACCAUGUCCACCACCAUGUCCACCACCAUGUCCUCCGCCAUGUCCUCCACCAUGUCCACCAUGCUGUUCCUCACCUUGUCCACCAAUGUGUCUAUCAAUGUGUCCAUCACCAUGUCUACCACUGUGUCCAUUACCAUGUUAA